UGUACCAGUCGAUGCAAAAGUGGGAGGGGAUUUUCCCCAAAGUUGGUUCCUGUGACGCAUUUUGGUUUGAUUUCAACAGAUCAAGAUGCAGAAUAUUGUGAAUGCCGUUAAAGGGACAGCGCUGGGUGUUGCUGAAUACUUAACACCCGUUUUAAAGGAAUCAAAGUUCAGAGAAACAGGAGUCAUAACACCAGAAGAGUUUGUUGCCGCUGGUGACCACAUUGUACAUCACUGUCCGACCUGGCAGUGGAUGAAGGGAGAAGACUCCAAAAUUAAACCGUAUCUUCCACCUGAUAAACAGUUCCUCAUCACCAGGAAUGUGCCGUGUUACAAGCGUGUGAAGCAGAUGGACAAUCACCAAGACGACCAAGAGAAGGUGAUAGAGGAGGAGGACGGGGAUGGAGGCUGGGUGGACACGCACCACUUUCCAGGGGAACAUUCACUGGGUUCAAUGUACGAUGCUGUGGCCGAAAUGGAUUUAGAUUCAAAAGAUGACAGUAAGCCUACGACCACACCACCUGCUGAUGAUGACGAUGGUGAUGAUGAUGAGGAAGCUGCCGAUAUGGAAGAGUUCGAAGAAAGUGGAAUGUUAGAAGAAAGUGAUGUGGCAACAUUAGCACCAGAAAAAGUAGUGACUUCCGUAUCAAACAGUACAGAGAGUGGGAUACUCCAGACACGAACGUACGACUUGAAUAUCACAUACGACAAAUACUACCAGACUCCUAGACUGUGGUUGUACGGUUACGAUGAGAACCGCCAACCACUGACAGUGGAACAAAUGUAUGACGAUUUUAGUCAGGACCAUGCGAAAAAGACUGUUACCAUGGAGGCACACCCGAACCUUCCUGGACCUCCAAUGGCAUCGGUCCACCCAUGCAGACACGCGGACGUGAUGAAGAAGAUAAUUGAGAUUGUGGCUGAAGGCGGACGGGAGCUCGGUGUUCAUAUGUAUCUGAUGAUAUUUCUCAAGUUUGUUCAAGCUGUGAUUCCAACUAUAGAAUAUGACUACACUAGACAUUUUACAAUGUGACACAUUCAAAAUUAACUCCAGCUUGUGAUUCCAACUAUAGAAUAUGACUACACUAGACAUUUUACAAUGUGACACAUUCAAAAUUAACUCCAGCUUGUGAUUCAAUCUAUAUAAUACGACCAUACUUGACAUUUUACAAUGUGACACAUUCAAAAUUAACUCCAGCUUGUGAUUCCAAUCUAUAUAAUAUGACUACACUAGACAUUUUACAAUGUGACACAUUCAAAAUUAACUCCAGCUUGUGAUUCCAACUAUAGAAUACGACUACACUAGACAUUUUACAAUGUGACACAGUCAAAAUUAACUCCAGCUUGUGAUUCAAUCUAUAUAAUACGACCAUACUUGACAUUUUACAAUGUGACACAUUCAAAAUUAACUCCAGCUUGUGAUUCAAUCUAUGUAAUACGACCAUACUUGACAUUUUACAAUGUGACAUAUUCAAAAUUAACUCCAGCUUGUGAUUCAAUCUAUGUAAUACGACCAUACUUGACAUUUUACAAUGUGACACAUUCAAAAUAAACACCAGCUUGUGAUUCAAUCUAUAUAAUACGACUAUACUUGACAUUUUACAAUGUGACAAACUCAAAAUUUACAAGAGUUUGUGAUUCCAUCUAUAGAAUACAACUAUACUAGACAUUUUACAAUGUGACACAUUCAAAAUAAACACCAGCUUGUGAUUCCAUCUACAGAAUAUGACUAUACUAGACGUUAUAGAAUGUGUCACAUUCAACAUUAACACCAGCAUGUGAUUCCAUCUAUAGAAUACCACUAUACUAGACAUUAUAGAAUGUGUCACAUUCAACAUUAACACCAGCAUGUGAUUUAGUGACAGUAUUCAAAACAUGCCUAGUUUCUGAACACAUUUAGCAACGCUAUACAUUCAAAAUGAAUAUAUUGAUGUAAUAAUUCA
Messenger RNA from Gigantopelta aegis, 1940 nucleotides. Its product is annotated as ubiquitin-like-conjugating enzyme ATG3. The record is from RefSeq and is a predicted model, not a curated record. Lineage: Eukaryota; Metazoa; Mollusca; Gastropoda; Neomphalida; Peltospiridae. Gene Ontology annotation, cellular component: cytoplasmic ubiquitin ligase complex; cytosol. Gene Ontology annotation, biological process: nucleophagy; autophagy of mitochondrion; autophagosome assembly. The transcript is spliced from 11 exons. The coding region runs from base 86 to 1030 and encodes 314 amino acids. Gene Ontology annotation, molecular function: Atg8-family ligase activity.